AUGGCGGGCUCUGAAGAAUCUGCUGCUCCUCCGGCCAAGCGUCCGCACUCCGCCAUUGAUGCCGACGAUGGCGACGAUUCUUCCUCCGACGAUGACUUUGGCCCUGCGCUACCCUCCGAGGUCGCGCCGAAGAAGAAGCGCCGCAAGCUCCCGUUCGAAAAGAUCUACAUCAAGGCGCUACCCGCGUCGCCUCGCUAUUCCAAGUCCCUCAUGCACAAGGAGCAAUUGUCCUUCGUGAACGUCACCCCAGUGACCGACUUUGUUAUCACCAGCUCUAUCGAUGGGGUAGUCAAGUUUUGGAAGAAGAUGGCCGAAAGUAUCGAGUUCGUCAAGGAGUUUCGCGCCCAUCCAGGAGAGAUCCACAGCACCAGUGUCAGUGCAGAUGGUCGCAGCUUUGCGACAGUUGGAGCCGAUAAGACGGUGAAGAUCUUUGAUGUCAUCACAUUUGAUCUACUUGCUAUGUAUACCCUAGAAUUCGUGCCCCGUUGCGUUUGCUGGGUUCAUCGCCGAGGAGCGUCCUUACCGCUACUGGCGGUGACAGAUCAGUCCAGCAACACCAUUCAAGUCUUUGACGGGCGAGGAGAGAACCCGGAGCCCUUGCACACGGUAAAGUCGGUCCAUCGGAGCCCAGUAGUUUCAUUGGCGUUCAACAAUGCGUAUGACUGUGUCAUCUCUGCCGACGAGUCUGGAAUGAUUGAAUACUGGAGAGCCGGGGAUGGAUCGUUUGAAAAGCCGGACAAUGUGUUCGAACUCAAAUCCUCGACGAAUUUGUUCGCUUUCAAGAAAGCUAAAUCGACCGCCACUGCCAUUACCAUCUCGCCUUCAGGCGAGCAGUUCGCCACGGUAUCUUUCCCAGAUCGCCAGGUACGCGUGUUUGAAUUCGCAAAGGGCAAGUUGUAUCGCACAUAUGACGAGUCAAUAGCUACUCUUAUGGAGAUGCAACAGGCUGGGACAGCUCCGUACCAGCUGGAUGAAUUGGAAUUUGGAAGGCGGUUAGGAGUCGAACGAGAGUUGGAGGGGGAGUCGAUCCGUAACAAGGUUAAUGUCUCGUUUGACGAGUCAGGUCACUUUUUGCUUUACGGAUCUCUCUACGGAACCAAGUGCAUCAACACCUAUACAAAUCGUGUGGUCCGUGUGUACGGCCGUGAUGAGCCAUUCCGUGCUCUGAAUUUGGCCUUGUACCAGGGUCAGCCCCAACGCAAAGGUGUUGUAACCGUCUCCAUGGCGGCCAGUAACAAUCCAUUGCUGCAGGAAGCGGAGGAGCGAGAUGCUAUUCUAAUCAGCACAGGAUUUGGCAAGGUGCGCUUCUACAUGUUCACCAAUGAGACCGACAUAUCCAAGUCAUCCCGAGACGUGCAGAAUGAGAAGCCCACGCAGGCUGCCGGUGGCGCCGAUUCCGUUACCAAGGCGAGCGAAACCGGCACGGCCGCCGUUCUCCACACGACUAUGGGUGAUAUUCACCUUCGUCUAUUCCCCUCCGCUGCACCACGGACAGUGGAGAAUUUUGUCACCCAUGCCCGGCAAGGGUACUACAACAACACCAUCUUCCACCGUGUUAUCCGCAAGUUUAUGAUCCAAGGAGGUGAUCCGCAAGGCGAUGGUACCGGCGGAGAGUCCAUCUGGGGCGGGGAGUUUGCAGAUGAGUUCUCCACUUUACGACACGACAAACCAUACACGCUGUCCAUGGCCAAUGCGGGACCGAACUCCAAUGGUAGCCAGUUCUUCAUCACGACUGAGAAGACUCCUUGGUUGGACAACAAGCACACCAUCUUCGGCCGGGCUGUGCAGGGAUUGGACGUGGUGCACAAGAUUGAGAAUGUCAAGACCUACAAGGAGAAGCCCGAGGUUGAUGUGAAGAUUGUCAGCAUCAGCAUUUCCUGA
This is a messenger RNA of Penicillium odoratum, 1881 nucleotides long. RefSeq names its product WD40 repeat domain-containing peptidylprolyl isomerase. Gene Ontology annotation, biological process: protein peptidyl-prolyl isomerization; protein folding. Lineage: Eukaryota; Fungi; Ascomycota; Eurotiomycetes; Eurotiales; Aspergillaceae. Gene Ontology annotation, molecular function: protein binding; peptidyl-prolyl cis-trans isomerase activity. Bases 1 to 1881 code for a protein of 626 amino acids. The transcript has 3 exons. The record is from RefSeq and is a predicted model, not a curated record.